Messenger RNA from Anolis sagrei ordinatus, 1407 nucleotides. It is a transcript of the gene ZNF488, whose product is annotated as zinc finger protein 488. The record is from RefSeq and is a predicted model, not a curated record. Gene Ontology annotation, cellular component: nucleus. NCBI's taxonomy places the organism in Eukaryota, Metazoa, Chordata, Lepidosauria, Squamata, Anolidae. Gene Ontology annotation, biological process: oligodendrocyte development; regulation of DNA-templated transcription.
AAGAAGCCCAAAGACGACCGUGUGUGGGAGGCGCCGCUCGUUUCCGGUGGUCGUGCCAAUUCGGAUGUAAAAUCUAGGGAAUCCGAGAACUGGAUUGCUCAAACUGCAAGCAAAUUUUCAAGUGUGAAUAAGCCCCAUCAUUUUCAUGCACAGUUGUUCUGCUUCUCAAAGAAUAGCCCCCAGCUCUGGGGAAAUCUUUCUGACUUCAAAAUGGUGAAGAGUGGGUUACUGGAGCAAGCUACCAAUUUCCAGAGUCUUGCUAGGGACCUAGAGCUCAAGAUGGCAACUUGUGAUUCCCAUUUGGAAAAGGGAAUGAACUGUGAAAAAGUGGAGACUAAGAAUGAUAGAAAAACUGUGCUGUUAGAGAAAACUAAUUGUCUAUAUGAAGAACUUUACAGUGAGAACAGGGAUAAAGGUGCUGUGCAGUACACGUUAGAGGGUCCGUUCUGGAAGUUCAGUACAGGGAAACAAAUAGUUCUCAAGAAGGAUGUUCUGGAGCAGAAGGAGAGUGCGUUUACUGAAGUGAGGAGAAUGAAGCUGAUAAUUGAGAAAACCAAAAGGAUGGAACAAGGAAAUGGAGAGACUUACUUUGGCAAAGAGCACCAGGUUUCUUGUUCAUCGGGCAGUGCGUUCUCUUUUGUGUGGCCAACCAGAGCUUCUGGGGAAACAAAGAGUGCUUUUAGCAAACCACUGAAAAAUCUAAUGGACCAAAGAGCAGUGGCUGCCACUUAUCAUCUGAAUGAUCCAUGGAAAGGCUCAGAGAAGCUGUCAGAAUGCAUCAGUGCCAUUGACUUCAUGAGGUACAAAAGCUUUCUGACUUCCAAGUGCUUUGUGGGUGAUUUGAACAGCUCUCAACUGCUGCAGACCAGCCUUGUUCAGAGCAACACUUUCCCUUAUGCUGCAGGACUAUGGCCAAGGCAAACAAAAGAGCACAUGCAGACCACAUCCACAUCAAAUGCAAGCUCUUCCUUUGCUUCCUUGACUCUGUUACCUCCUACCUUCACUUCCUUUGGUGUAGCAGCCCAAAACUGGUGUGCAAAAUGUAACCUCUCCUUUCGCAUGACAUCUGACCUUGUGUUUCACAUGCGUUCUCAUCACAAAAAGGAGAGCAUUUUUCCAGAGUCCCAUGGCAAAAGGAGGAGAGAAGAAAAACUAUCCUGUCCUGUCUGUCAGGAAUAUUUUCAGGAGCGGCAUCAUUUAUCUCGUCAUAUGACUUCUCAUUAUUAGGCUUAUUGUUGAUCAUUUGCAGUGUGUAUGUUUGUAGGUACACCCUUGACUUUGUUGAGUUACUUGCAUGUAUUUUGCAGCCAGAUUUAACUAGCAUCUUCUAGGAGGCAGCCAACUGCAAUGUUUUUAGAAAAAUACAAUACAUAGCAUGAACUUCAGCUAGCUAUAAUUCUCAAAAAA